This is a messenger RNA of Diorhabda carinulata, 4241 nucleotides long. RefSeq lists its product as uncharacterized. The record is from RefSeq and is a predicted model, not a curated record. The transcript is spliced from 4 exons. Gene Ontology annotation, biological process: septate junction assembly. NCBI's taxonomy places the organism in Eukaryota, Metazoa, Arthropoda, Insecta, Coleoptera, Chrysomelidae. Bases 254 to 751 code for a protein of 165 amino acids.
UAGAAAUCAUAUCAGCAUAAUUUGUUGAAAAGAAAACGAAGUUUUAGGUUUGGUGACCAAUUCUUUUCACAUAUUGUUGCGUUUUGGAAUUGUAGUAGAGGAGCAAGAGUGUGUUGAAGUGAUUUAAUGUUAUUCAGUUUUUGGAAUAGGAUUUCUAUUUGCGUAUCUCAUGUUUUUAGUUACUAAAUAAAAUACAAAAAUUGCCGUCAAAGUGAAAAGCCCCGAAUUCUAUGAAAUACCAAAAAUUUUAAUCAUGUCUACGGACUUAGAAUCUAAAGAUGACGUCAAAGUUCAAGAGCCUAAGAAACCCUUCAAGGUUGUAUUUAAAGAGCAAUGGCCUUUAGGUGUUAAAAUUUUAGAAUUGUUGAUUUGUGCCAUUUGUAUGGCUUUUAUCUAUGACCCUGCAACGACCUCUGGUUUAGGUAAGACCCAUAUGAUUCACGUCGGAAUUAUGUACACCGCUUACACAGGAUUCAUGGUAAUUAAUGGUGUUCUAAUUAUUGGAAGGUCUCUUGGUGACAGAAUUCCGUAUAGAACGGUCUCAUUGUUCGCUUUAAUGGGAGCUGCUCUCUUUCUAAUAACGUGUAUUCUUCUAACCGUCGAUCGAUUUUAUUUGAUGAAACAUUAUUUCUACCACCCAAACAUGCACCUUCUAACGAUGAUGACAACAUCAAUUGUCUUUGCAUUUAUUAACGUCGUAGUAUUCUCAGCAGAUGCAAUGUUCACAUUUAUACGAAAAGAAGACUUUUGAAUAUUUUAAGGGACACAACUGAACUUUAAUAAUAUUUAUCACAGGAGUCAUGGACUAGAUAUAAAUAAUAUAUGUAUAUAAUUAUAUAUGUAGCAAAUAAUGUAAAGAUGAUCAAGUAUUCACUAUAAAUACUUUGUGCUCGAGAAAGUUUAAUAACGAAAUCAGAUUUUUAAGAAAAAAAAAGUCAAUAACUAUAUACGUAAGUUAUAAUUUGAUCAAAUGUAAAAUAUCUGACGGCUGGAGAUAUCACGGGGUUAUGAGAACGGAGCUCAAACACUAUAAAGACGGGUGAAUGUGUUAUAAGUGAUGAUUGAGUAAAGACAAGUAUGUAGCAAAUAUAAAAAGCUUGAUCUUGAUCUACGUUGGCGACAGAAGGAGCUCGACAAGACCGACAAAAGCUCAAACUAAUGUGUAAGCAUAGCCGCUGGUGUCGCUUGCAAAAUGAAGGAUAUAUAAACAAAAAUUUGGUAUUUAUUCAAUAUUAUCAAAGUGGUUUUAAACCUAAAAUUUUAAUAAUAUUUACAUUUUUUACUAAAAAGCAACUAGCAGAUCAAUUAUGUGUUAUAAUUUCACUAUGUAUAGGCCUAAUCACUAUAAAUAGUUUGAAUAUUUACAAGAUUAUUAAUAGUGAAACUUAUAGUAAAUUGAGGAUUUAUUUUAUUCAACGUUUUUCUCAAAGUCCAAUAUUUUCUGUCACUUUUCAUAGGUAAAAUGGCCAAGCUUUUGUACUAAAUGAAACAAAUCUUCCACAAUAUGAAUCUCUGCAAAUAUUCACAUUCAAGUAUCAUAUCAAAAAAUUACCAGAUUAAACAUUAAAAGAUUAAUCAAAAGUUCAACAAUUUUUUCCGUCUUUUAUCUUUGGAGAUUGUCGUUAAAGUGAUUGUUUCAAGAAUUAUUCAACGAAUCACCCGUAACGCCAGUGCACGUAGAACAAGUUGAAGCAUUCUGGCGAAUCAAGCGUUCCGCUAGGGACCUAAAGCAUCUCUAAUAUUGGUGAGUACUACUGAUCAAUCAUCUGGAUUUCCUUGUUAACAACGUGCAGUAUUUAAUAUUUAAGUCAUAAUACCGUUUUCUUGUCCUCAAACAUUUACUGUUGUAACACACCACGUUAUAAGUUCACCAAUCAUAAACGUAUUUAAGAGGAAGAAAAGGAGUACAUUCCCCUCCCCCUGGAGUAUUUAUAUUCUAUUAAAACUGUAAAGUCAAGAUUGUAUAUAGAUUAAAUAUAUUAAACGAAAUUUAGAAAAUGUACCAUUAAAUUGUAAUUGUUUGCUUAGUCUAACCGUUGAGAAACAUGAUAAAACUUACGGAAUAGUGUAUUAUUCACAAGUGUAUAAUAGCGGUCAUUAUUAAGUAAAUAAUAACUCAUUAUAGGCGAGUAGAAUACUAUACUUUAUCCACGAUUACUGAAUAUUUUUGUUUUUUUUAAUGAAAAUAAGUUAAUGUUACAUUAUUAGAAACAUUAUUAUUUUAUUCUAACAAAUAUUUCAUACACUAUAUUAUUGUUGAUUUAAACAUAGUAUAUAGUUAUCGAAAAUCAUAAUAAUCGGCACACAAAAAUCUAAGCAUUUGUUUAACAAAUAUUAGGUAUCUAAUCUUACGAAAGAAUUGUAUUUAUUUAUACUUAUUAAUAAUCCUUUUUGCCAAUUCAAAAUUCUUAUGCCAUACCUAUUAUAUUAUACGUUCCUUGACUUUUCUGGUAACAAAUUUAAUGAGGUAACUUGGGUAGCUUCUCCAAUUUCUAAUGGUGUUGAAGAGAAGUCACUAUCAUUUUUCUUAUGUCCAUUUUUUUUGGUUUUGUUAUAAUUUAAUAUAAAAUCUUAAAACGCGAGAAAUCUAAACACAUAAUAAUUUUGACAGGAUCAAAUCAAAUUUAUUUUGUUCCAAGAGCUACUUCAAAAUAAAAUUGUUUUAAAAGCCAUGAGUUAAUGCUCCGUGGAUUCAAAUGGAGGUCUCGUUUUCAAAUCUAGUCCAGUAAAAUUUGAUUUUUUAAUUUUGUUUUAUGUGCAGAUCUAAAUUGAACAUAUUUAGUGAGGUCAUACAUGCUAAAAUUAUAAAAAUCUGUUUUUAUAGUCAAAUCAAGAAAGCAUCUGAAAGCAGUGAUUAAUGAUUCAUUUUCACUGCCGUGAUUGAUGGAUAUUAUUAAGGUCGUGGAUAAAAGAAUGUUAUUCUACAUGUUAGUUUGGUAGUUUCAAUUCUGUAAAUAGAACUUUUGAUAUUGGUUAUUAAUAUUAUUUGAUAUUUUGUAUGUAUUCAUAUAUCACGUAAAUCUUUCCGAGGUGUGUAAUUACAUAGUUUUCGAUUACUGUUCUAUAGAAAGCUUAAUCUAUGUUUGUAUUGCUUGAUUUCGUGUGUAUCCUGUCGACACGUGCACUGUGUUCAAACAGAAUAUUUGAUGUUUCAUAUUUAACACAUAAUUUGAUAACUGUUUUAGGUUUUCAUUAUGCUUAUAUUGAAAUUAACAGAUGAAACUACUUUAAAUCUAAUUACUUUUCCCCAGAAACUGCAGUGUGCAAGUCGAGAACAGUAAGACAUCCAAUGUAGUGAACUUCACCAGACAUAUACCGACUAUACAAACUGCAAAAUUAAUGUUCCAAAGGCCAUAAUUUACCAUAUUUCCUUGAUUGUGCUAUUCAAAAUUAAAACAGCACAUAAAUAUUGUGAAAAUAACAAAGGUGUAGUAAAAAAGGAGAUUUAAAUGAAACUUAAUUUUAUCGUCUAUUAAUCCUUCAUUGAGUAAAAAAAAAGAAGUUGGAAAAUCAUGAAACGAUUAUGAGGAUAAUUAUAUUCUGCAUGAAGAUUUUUCAAACUUGUAUCUGUUACCUACACUAUCAAAAAUAUGGCAAUCAAUUGGAAGGUACAAGAAUUAGAUGGGACCAGGUGAUUGGAGAUUGAUGCUUGACUUGCUUAAAAUCAUCUAUAAAGCUUUAAGAGAAAUAAAACAUCCUGAUCCAGAUGCUGAUACUUCAGGCAAAACUUACUAAUUAUUAUCUAUUAAAAAAGUGCUCUUGAUAUGAGGAUAAAAUAGGAAUGUAAGUUUAUUUCCUAAAAUGUAACUCAUUGAACCAGAAAAAUACUAUUAAUACUCAGUUUUCUUUUUCUUUCUGGAUUAUUUUGUGUAUUAGCUAAUUAGCUCAAUGUAGGAUUUCUUCACCAAGGCCGUUGUUAAAGUGUCUCCAGUUACAUCUCCAACAUCAUUGUUAUGAUUACAAAAUACAAAAUACAUAUGUUAUAAUGACAGAAUUUUAGCCUAAUGAACUGAAUUGAUAAUUUGGAUAAGGAAAUGUGUACAGUAUUAAAACAGAGACCAAAAUCUUUUAUUUCUUGUUUGAACUAAUGUAAUAAAUGUAUACCUUCGUUUCUGCACAAGAUUUUGUAAUUUGGUGCCAGGAUUUCUGUUAAAAUUGCAACAUGUGAUAAUAAGCCGUUUCCGAGAUUAAAAAAAAUCAAAUAUCGAAUUUGCCAUGAAAAAAUACACUACUUAUUCGUU